Malania oleifera is the source of this 3460-nucleotide messenger RNA. RefSeq names its product protein PHOX1-like. The record is from RefSeq and is a predicted model, not a curated record. The coding region runs from base 806 to 2881 and encodes 691 amino acids. Lineage: Eukaryota; Viridiplantae; Streptophyta; Magnoliopsida; Santalales; Ximeniaceae. The transcript is spliced from 3 exons. Gene Ontology annotation, molecular function: protein binding.
AUACUUAAUGUGCAGACAUGUCCCCAAGAAACUUGGAAUUCACGGAAGUUGGACUAUCAAAUCCUAUGUGGUUUUCUUAAAUAUCAAAAAUUGAAAAAAAAGUACGUUGAAAUAAUUAAAUAUACAUAUUUGAAUGUUAGCUAGUUUUUGUGGCGUUUACGUGAAGAUGUGAACGUCAUUACAAAGAACACCGAGGUCGGUCAUCCUCCAAUUUCUGCAAACCCAAAGGCAUCCAUUGACGAACAAGCUUUUCUCCCACGUUCUUGCUCGAAUUUUCCUGGAAUCUGAAGCUUUUUUCCCGAGAAAUCUGUUACCCAGAUAAGUUUUCUCCUCAGUUUUUUGUUUUUCUUUCUCAAGGAAGAAGGGGAAAAAAAGUGGAAUAUUGGUUCGCGAAGGAGGCAAUCUUUGCUGAUUUUUCGUGUUUGUUCCUGGCUCUCUGAAUUGGGAUUUGUUUAUUCCAUAUUGGUAGCAACAAAUCCUGAUUUGGAGAGAAGUUUUUUCUUCCUGGGUGUUCUAUUUCUUGGAAUUCUGAAUUCGUAUUGCCAUGAUGGUGAGCAAAUUUGGGUUGCAAGGGGAAAACUGUGGUGUUUCUUGUUCCUUCUUUUUGUUUUUAGAUGGACGGAAACUGGGUAAUUGAAACUCUUUAAUCCCAGUUGACAACUUGUUGGAGGUUUUAUGAAGGAUUUGUUGUUGGGGUUUUAUGAGUUCUUUUGUGUUGAGAGAUUGAUUUUGAAAUUUCAACUUGAGUUGAGGCGUGGGCGUGUUGCUGGAUUGGCGUUUCAUAGUUUGCAUUGAGGGUUUCAAGAUGGGGAAGCAAGCUGGGAAGAAAAAGAAGCAGGGGCUAGGGAAAUCUGGCGAUGCAAAUAUGAAGCAGAGCAAAAGUGGAGAUCAUACACCCAAAGCAUAUGAUAAUGACAUGGCAGUAUUCAUUUCUAUGUCUCAAGAAUUGAAAGAUGAGGGGAACAAGUUGUUUCAAAAGAGGGAUCAUGAAGGAGCCAUGUUGAAAUAUGAGAAAGCCCUCAAGUUGCUCCCAAGAAACCACGCGGAUGUUGCCUAUCUACGGAGUAACAUGGCUGCGUGUUAUAUGCAAAUGGGUGUCAUUGAAUACCCUCGAGCAGUUCAUGAAUGCAAUUUGGCCCUUGAAAUCAUACCCAAGUACAGUAAAGCUUUAUUGAAGAGAGCGAGGUGUUAUGAAGCUUUGAAUAGACACGAGUUGGCAUUGAGGGACGUUAAUACAGUCUUGAGCAUGGAGCCGAAUAAUCUCAUGGCAUUGGAGAUCGAAGAAAGGUUGAAAAAGGAAACAAAGAAGGAAGGUAUUGAAGUGAAUGAUAGAACAGUCGAUUUACCUCCUGAGCAUGUUGAACCUCCUUGUGAAUCGCCUCCGCCUAAAGCUGCGAAGGAAAAGAAGAAGAAGAAGAGCCAUAAGAUUGAGGAGAAGAAGGCUGAGGAUAAAGUGGUUGUGGAGGAGAAAGUAAGCAAUUUAAAGGAAGAAGAGCCUAAGAAGAGUGUGAAAUUAGUUUUUGGGGAGGAUAUUAGGUGGGGCCAAUUACCCAUCAAUUGCAACCUCCUGCAGCUGAGGGAGGUUAUACGGGAUCGAUUUCCAAGUUCAAAAGCAGUUCUUAUCAAAUACAGGGACCAAGAAGGUGAUCUGGUAACAAUCACAACUAGUGAAGAACUGAAGUGGGCUGAAGCGUCAGCUGAUCCACAGGGUUCUGUUAGGCUGUAUAUUGUAGAAGUUAAUCCUGAGAAUGAUCCAUUCUAUGAGAGAAUUAAGAAUAAGGAGGAGGUUCAUGAACUUGAAGCGAAGCAAAAAAAUGCUGUCAUGAACGGGAAAGUUGGAGAACACAAGGAAGCACAGAAGAGGUCAUCUUGUAUUGAUGACUGGAUCAUUCACUUUGCGCAGCUGUUCAAGAACCAUGUUGGGUUUGAUUCUGAUGAAUGCUUGGAUAUUCACGAGCUUGGUAUGAAGCUCUACUCUGAGGCUAUGGAGGAGACAGUUACAAGUGAAGAAGCACAGGACCUAUUUGACAUGGCGGCAGAUAAGUUCCAGGAGAUGGGAGCUUUAGCUUUGCUCAAUUGGGGAAAUGUUCACAUGUCUAGGGCUAGGAAGCGGGUGUAUUUCACAGAAGAUGCUUCAAGAGAAUCUGUUCUGGCACAGGUCAAAACUGCAUACGACUGGGCACAAAAAGAAUAUUUGAAAGCAGGAAGGAGAAUAGAAGAAGCGCUGAAAAUCAAGCCAGAUUUAUAUGAAGGUCUUCUAGCUUUAGGGCUGCAGCAAUUUGAGCAGGCAAGACUUUCUUGGUAUUAUUCUAUUGGCAGUAAUGUUGAUUUGGAAACAUGGCCGUCUACAGAGGUUCUGCAGCUUUAUAACAAUGCUGAGGACAACAUGGAAAGGGGCAUGCAAAUGUGGGAGGAAUUGGAGCAGCAACGCCUAAAUAAUCCCAGAACAGAUAAGGUCAAAAUCCUGUUGCAGAAAAUGGGCCUUGAUGGGCUAUUUGAGGAUAUAUCAACCGAUAAUGCUGCAGAGCAGGCUACAAACAUGAAGUCUCAGAUAAACCUCUUAUGGGGUACCAUGCUUUAUGAGCGUUCAAUUGUCGAAUUCAAAUUGGAGAUACCUGUCUGGCAAGAAUGUUUGGAGGUUGCAAUCGAAAAGUUUGAACUUGCAGGAGCUUCUCCAACAGAUAUAGCUGUUAUGAUAAAGAAUCAUUGUUCCAAUGAUAAUGCAGUGGAAGGUUUAGGGUUCAAAAUUGAUGAGAUAACACAAGCAUGGACUGAGAUGUAUGAAGCAAAAAGGUGGCAGAGUGGUGUUCCAUCAUUUCGUUUAGAACCAUUGUUCCGACGACGUGUUCCAAAACUUUACCAUGUCUUGGAGCAUCCAUGAGUUGCUUUUUGUUGAUUAGGAUUUCCAUAGAAACAGUGAAAGCACCCACUUUGACCACUCGAUUAUCUGGAGUAUGCACUGUUACAAACUGAGGUUUUCAUGCACCAUCAGCUAGGCUCUGCUUCAACCUAGUACUUUCAAAACCAAAGAAGAAACAGUUGUUGGCGUCAAAGCUAGCCUUGUGCUUCUAAAGACAAAGGAGAAAACUGUUGUUAGCAUCAGAAUUGUGUUGUUUGAUAUUAUGCUAAGGAGAUAAAUCUUCUCAUUUUUUAAGCCAUGGGGACAACAUGAAGUGGCAGGAAUUUCCUUUUUGUUAGUUGCUGCAUUCACUCACAUUGCCUCCCCAUUUUCACGGUUUCAGACUGUUGGCAGAAGUUAUAGUCAUACUUCCUUCUUUAAUCACCUCUAUUGAUAUAUUAUUUGUUUGGUGUGGCUUGUAAUUUAUUAUUUGAUUUCAGUAACUCUUAGUUGUAAAUUCCUGCAAGUUGUGUUUGAUUAGAAUUCAAGAGAAUGGUUUUGUAUUGGAUUAAAGACUCUUCGUUUUGUUUCUUGAAGCUAAUAAAAUUUGAGUUGUUUCAA